Molecule: messenger RNA, 1950 nt
Organism: Dipodomys ordii (Ord's kangaroo rat)
Lineage: Eukaryota; Metazoa; Chordata; Mammalia; Rodentia; Heteromyidae
Gene: Rpap3
Product: RNA polymerase II associated protein 3
Exons: 14
Coding region: 102-1736 (544 amino acids)
Molecular function (GO): protein binding
Source: RefSeq, a predicted model, not a curated record
CUUGUGGGAAGGGCCGGCGUGAGUCGCCGCGGCUCUGAGGCGCUGAGUGGGGAAGACAGCGCCGGCCCGGGGCAGGAUUGACCAAAACUUUGAAGGCAAUAAUGACUUCAAAUAAAGCAAUUGAAUUACAACUACAAGUGAAACAAAAUGCAGAAGAAUUACAAGACUUUAUGAGGGAUUUAGAACACUGGGAAAAAGACAUUAAACAAAAGGACAUGGAAUUAAGAAGGCAGAGUGGUGUUCCUGAAGAGAAUUUACCUCCUAUUCGAAAUGGGAAUUUUAGGAAAAAGAAGAAAAGUAAAGCUAAAGAGUCUUCCAAGAAAACCAAACAAGAAAACACAAAAAACAGGAUAAAAUCUUACGACUAUGAGGCAUGGGCAAAACUUGAUGUGGACAGUAUUCUUGAUGAGCUGGAUAAAGAAGACAGUACUCAUGAUUCCAUGUCUCAGGAAUCAGAAUCAGAAGAAGAUGGGAUUCGUGUCGAUUCACAGAAGGCCCUUGCUCUGAAAGAAAAGGGAAAUAAGUACUUCAAACAAGGGAAAUAUGAUGAAGCAAUAGAAUGUUACACCAAAGGCAUGGAUGCUGACCCGUAUAAUCCUAUGCUACCAACAAACAGAGCAUCGGCAUACUUCAGGCUGAAAAAAUUUGCUGUUGCAGAGUCUGAUUGUAAUUUGGCCAUCGCUUUAAAUAGAAGUUAUACGAAAGCUUAUGCCAGACGAGGUGCUGCUCGAUUUGCUUUGCAAAAAUUAGAAGAUGCCAAAAAAGAUUAUGAAAAAGUGUUAGAGUUGGAGCCAAAUAACUUUGAAGCUACAAAUGAACUCAGGAAAAUCAAUCAGGCUUUAACAGCCAAAGAAAACUCACAUCCAAAGGAAGAUACUACACUGAUCAAGUCAACUGAAGGAGAGAAAAAACAAAUUGAAGAACAGCAGCAUAAGCAGCAGGCCAUUUCAGAGAAAGACCUGGGAAAUGCAUUUUUCAAGGAGGGGAAAUAUGAGAGAGCCAUUGAAUGCUACACCCGAGGGAUAGCAGCAGAUGGCGCUAAUGCUCUCCUUCCUGCUAACAGAGCAAUGGCCUAUUUGAAAAUUCAGAAAUAUGAAGAAGCUGAAAGAGACUGCACACAAGCUAUUACGUUAGAUGGCUCAUAUUCUAAAGCUUUCGCCAGAAGAGGAACUGCGAGAACAUUUUUGGGAAAGAUAAAUGAGGCCAAACAAGCUGUGACAUUUAUGGUGGUUUCUAACUUGUUGAUGUCUCUGAACUAUUUCAGGCCUCAUGUGAAUUUGAAACAGGACGUGUGUCAUUCUUUCAGUGAGAAGAUUUCUAUAAAGGUGGAACAAACACCCACUCAGUGUCCUACAGCUGUUCUCCCUCCAGUUCCUGCUAACUCAUUCCAGCUGGAAUCUGACUUCAGACAACUGAAAAGCUCCCCAGAAAUGUUGUAUCAGUAUUUAAAGCAAAUUGAACCAUCCUUGUAUCCCAAAUUGUUUCAGAAAAAUCUAGAUCCAGAUGUAUUCAACCAAAUCAUUAAAAUUCUACAUGACUUUUACAUUGAGAAAGAAAAGCCAUCACUCAUCUUUGAAAUCUUACAAAGGCUCUCUGAAUUAAAACGGUUUGAUAUGGCAGUGAUGUUUAUGUCAGAACCUGAGAAAAAGAUUGCACAUGUAUUAUUCAAUCACAUAGACAAAUCAGGAUUGAAGGAUAAUUCCGUUGAGGAACUCAAGAAAAGAUAUGGCGGUUGAUUCCAUUUUUUCUGAGACUUUUUGACUUUCACAUAUAAAUUUUUUUCUACUGAAAAUAAAGUGUUUUACUCUUUAAUAAAAUUAAGUCAUGUUGGAAAGAACUCUAUUUAGAUAUAAGUUAAUUGAGUAUAAAAUUGUGAUCUAACUAGUGAGAAAUGUUUUGGUGUAAACUACAUUUUUCUGAAAAUAAAAUACUAAGUAUAUUUGUAAGGAU